Molecule: messenger RNA, 2525 nt
Organism: Chilo suppressalis (striped riceborer)
Lineage: Eukaryota; Metazoa; Arthropoda; Insecta; Lepidoptera; Crambidae
Source: the annotation of a GenBank genome assembly
GCUUAACUAUCCCAAUAAUCUGUCGAUAACACCAAUUGUAUUUAUUUUAUACAGUUUAUUAGGCCAAAAUGGCCGCGUUUCAUAUCUGCCGCGUAAUAUUCUACAUAAAUAUAUUAGCAUCCAGUGUAGUUCCCGGGCACAUCCCGAUGCGUUAUUUCAAUUGGGCCGAACCUGACAUGCCUGAUUUCGUGACAUACGACUCGAUAUCCGCGAAGGCAAGCAAAGAAGGCAGUGCACAACGUCUGAAAGCAGUUCGAGAUGUGAUGAAAGAAAAUGGUGUUGAUGCAUACAUCAUACCUACAGCUGACGCGCACAAUUCACAGUACAUAGCGCCGACAGACGCGCGUCGCGAAUGGUUGUCCGGCCUUCAGGGCUCCUCCGGCACUGUGGUGGUGACCGCCGAGGAAGCCCGCGUGUGGACAGACAGUAGAUACUUCACGCAAUUCGAGUUGCAAGUCAACACAGAACAUUUCACUUUGAUGAGGCAAGGCAUAGACGAAUCGAUCCAAUCCUGGUUGGUGGGAAACCUUCAGGACUCUGUCGUGGGCAUUGAUCCGACCACUUACACCAGGAAUUCUUGGACAUCGUUGGAGACAGCAUUGGCCACGGUCAACAUAAGUUUGAAAGCCACUCCUCAGAAUCUGGUUGAUAUAGCGAGAGCGGAUAUCGGUGACCCAGCUCCAGUGAGACCCAACAAUGACCUGUUAGCUCUCAAUAUUUCAUUCACAGGAAGACCUUCCAAUGAAAAGAUAUCUCAGUUACUUCGGGAAAUGGCAAGUAGGAACGCCACUGCUUUGGUCCUAACGGCAUUGGACGACAUCGCUUAUACCUUGAACAUACGAGGUUCGGAUAUUCCGUAUAAUCCAGUUUUCUUCUCUUAUUUGGUUAUAAGAAGCGACUUGAGUUCACCUGCUAACAUCGUCUUUUUUUGGGGGAACGGUGAAUUAACAGCGGAUAUUCAAGCUCAUCUAUCCUCUGAAGGCACACAGUUGACUCCAAGGCCAUACGAAAAUAUAUUCAGCUACUUAGAGAAUAUGGUGAUAGAAAUGCCUGGAGAUACCGUCUGGUUGUCACAAGAUGGCAGUCACGCACUCUAUUUAGCAGUGGAAACCGAUGGUGUUGCUAGCAUAUUGUCUACACUCUCGCCAGUUGCCAGUAUAAAAUGCGUGAAAAACGACGUAGAGCUUGCGGGCUUUCGCACUGCCCAUAUUAAGGAUGGCAUCGCUGUAGUUCGAGGUCUGCGAUGGGUCGAAGAAUCUGUAGCAGCCGGCGAGGUUGUCACAGAAAUAGAUCUGUCCGACAAACUGGCGCAAUUAAGGAGCGAAGAAUUGUACUCACAUGGUCCUUCGUUUUCCACGAUCGCUGGCGCCGGUGAAAAUGGUGCCAUCAUACAUUACAGCCCACCUAGAGAAGGUUCCAGAGUGAUAGGAAAAUAUGACAUGCUGCUAGUCGACUCAGGAGGGCAGUACAAGGACGGUACGACAGACAUCACACGCACGCGGCAUAUGAACGCUUCACCGACACAGGCGCAACGACUCGCCUUCACGCGCGUGCUGAAGGGGCAGAUAAUGUUGGGGACCGUCGUAUUCCCUAAAUGGACUGUGGGCCACACUUUGGAGUCGUUCGCGCGCAAAUCUUUGUGGGACGUGGGACUGAACUAUGCCCACGGGACGGGGCACGGCGUGGGUCACUUCCUCAAUGUGCACGAGGGGCCGUCGGGGAUCCUAAGCGGACCCCUAGCUUCAGACCCUGGCAUCCAGCCUAAAAUGAUAUUCAGUAACGAACCCGGAUAUUAUGAAGUUGGAGAGUAUGGGAUCAGACACGAAGACUUGGUAGAAGUCAUCGAGUUGAACAAAGAUUCUGAUCAUAUUUUGGCCAACGGUCUAGUUGGCAAUUUCUCCGGAGCAGGAGCGCUAGGCUUCCGCUACCUGUCGCUGGUGCCUCAUCAGACGGCGUGCCUGGAUGUGGGACUGCUUUCAGAAUUCGAGAUUAAAUUUAUAAACGAUUACCACGCUCGAGUUUUCUCCGCCCUGGGACCUAUACUUCGUGAGAGGAAUCUGAUGGACGACUACAGGUGGUUGGAAAAGGAAUGCGCGCCAAUCCGCAACGCCGCCAUCUUUGUGAAGUCGUCGCCAUUUUUAUUCAUUAGCAUUGUUAGUCUAUGGUUUGUUUAAGUGACAAAAAGUUACGUGCCAGUUGCCAUAUUCAUUUAUAUCUAUGGUGCUAGGGGCUUUGAGAACUUGAUAAGUUGCAGUCUUAGAUAAAGAAUCCUAUUGUAGUGAUAAAGGUGUCGAUUCUGGCGUGAUUCUCUAAACUUAAUUUAACAUCAUUCUCUCAUUUUCAUUCUGUAUAGAGAAUGACAAGGAUACACUGUUGACAAAUUUAUGUUUAGGUUUAGAGAAUCAUGUCAGAAUUGCCACCAUAAUAUUGUUGGUGCGUCGCUGUCCGUCACACCUUUUAUUAAGAAUUAAAUACGUACGAAUUUUAUAAACUUAAUAUUUUCAUUAAUAAAAAAAUCUACCAAU